GAGGAUGGAAAAUGUGACGGAAAUUCUCUGCCUUGUAAACUGCGGCCUGAAUCAAUGUUUGACACCGAUCCGGUCAUCCAGGCCACGGAAAGAACUCGCUUCUCCUCGGUAACAGAAUCACCACGGCAUGCUACGGGAGAAAAUGUAACCUUCGAUAAAACAUCGUCUUAUCAGAAAGAGAGAGGGCUGGUCAACAACACACUGCCGUUUAACGCAUCCGACUAUGUCGAUGGAUGCUGUUCAGGGCUGACAAUGGACUUGUUAAUGGAACUCAUGAAAGAUCUUAAUUUCGAUAUAGAUCUGUAUGAAGCCCCGGACGGACUCUGGGGUGCAUGGACGCCGGAGGGCUGGAAUGGCGUCAUUCGUGUGCUAAUGGAUAAUCAGGCCGACAUGGCUGUAACUUCACUGAAAAUCACCCCAAACCGGUCUCAGCAAAUUGACUUCAGUGUGCCAUUUCUGGAAACUGGAAUCGCCAUAACGGUUGCUUUACGGGAAGGUGCCAUCUCUCCGACUGCUUUCUUAAGUAACCGCUGUGGUGUUAAUUGCAGUCCCCAUCUUAAAACUCCUACAUUCUCCAGAUUUAUUCUAUACCCCGUGUCUAAGGCAUGUACCUCCACCGCUGAGUCUUUGACCAGCGUUUGGUAUUGUUCCACAUUCCUUGGUGCAAGAAAAGAAUCUUUCAGAUGCACGAAAGCUGGGCGUAGCCUUUUCGCCUUCUGGAAAGCUACUCAAAUAUUGGCUACUUUCAGCAGUCUUCUAAUAACCUCCGAUGUUCCUGCUUUAUGUGGAAUGACUACUGUCCCAAUCCAUUCCUUACUGGGUCUACAUACCGGAGCCUACGUCCACACCCUCGAUUCUGUUCACGCUGUGAAACUUGGUGAUUUCCAACGCCUCGGUUAUCAGCCGCUUCCCCAUCUUAAAACUCCUACAUUCUCCAGAUUUAUUCUAUACCCCGUGUCUAAGGCAUGUACCUCCACCGCUGAGUCUUUGACCAGCGUUUGGUAUUGUUCCACAUUCCUUGGUGCAAGAAAAGAAUCUUUCAGAUGCACGAAAGCUGGGCGUAGCCUUUUCGCCUUCUGGAAAGCUACUCAAAUAUUGGCUACUUUCAGCAGUCUUCUAAUAACCUCCGAUGUUCCUGCUUUAUGUGGAAUGACUACUGUCCCAAUCCAUUCCUUACUGGGUCUACAUACCGGAGCCUACCCAUAUGACUACCAGUCAUGGUGUAUGAUUCUCAUCUUCAGCGUACACGCCAGUGGUGCUGCCCUAUUCAUCUUUGAGUGGUUGAGUCCGAAUGGACUGAAUCGUGGACAAAUGUCAACAUCGGAACAUAGAUUCACUCUGUUCCGCUCCUUAUGGCUCAUAUGGUCAAUGCUGUUUGGGGCCGCGGUCAAUGCUGACAACCCUCGCGGUGUGGCUAGCCGAUUCCUUGCAAACAUCUGGGCUCUGUUUGCCCUGGUGUUCCUUGCAUCCUACACGGCCAAUCUAGCUGCAUUCAUGAUUGCAAAAGAAGACUUUUACGACCUCUCUGGCAUGAAUGAUUGGCGGCUGCAGCAACCGUGGAACGUCAAACCCCCGUUUCGGUUCUCAACAAUACCAAGUGGCGCUACGGAGGAGAAUAUUAAGAUCAACUUUCCUGAAAUGGGUGCAUAUAUGCGAAACUUCAAUCGGUCUACGGUGGAGGAAGGCCUGGCUUCGCUCAAGUCUGGAGAACUAGAUGCGUUCAUUUACGAUGCAAAUGUACUGGACUACUGGGCCUCAAAGGAUGAGGGCUGCAAAUUGCGCAUUGUGGGAAAUUUGUACGCAAUGACCGGUUACGGGAUCGGGUUUGCAAAAGGAAGUCGAUGGUUAGAGAAGGUGAACUCACGGAUAUUGGACUAUCAGAAAAACGCAUUGGGAACGCGAACCAUUCAUACCGCAAGCGUUCCCAACAGUGAGUCAGGCAAUGUUGACGACUACAUCUACACGGUUUACUGUCGGUUCAGCUUCAGUGGGCCGCAAAGCAAACUUCAGCGUUGGAAAAAAUUUUGGCAAACAGGUUCGUGUCGCAAGGACUCUGCCUUGGGAAAUACAAACAAAACACUUGGAGUGAAGAACUUCAUCAGCGCAUUUAUCCUUCUUCUGUGUGGAAUCCUUCUGUGCAGUUUGAUUUUGGGAUUUGAACACAUAGUCUACCGCACGAUAGGAUCGCACGUACGUCGCAAAAUUUGGAAGAAUUGUUGCAGCGUGAAACCAAUG
Molecule: messenger RNA, 2235 nt
Organism: Opisthorchis viverrini
Lineage: Eukaryota; Metazoa; Platyhelminthes; Trematoda; Opisthorchiida; Opisthorchiidae
Exons: 13
Biological process (GO): synaptic transmission, glutamatergic; monoatomic ion transport; modulation of chemical synaptic transmission
Cellular component (GO): postsynaptic membrane; plasma membrane
Molecular function (GO): transmitter-gated monoatomic ion channel activity involved in regulation of postsynaptic membrane potential; NMDA glutamate receptor activity
Source: RefSeq, a predicted model, not a curated record